ACAAACACCAUCGAGAUCUCACUGCAACAACGAGAAUGAGGAAAGUUAUGCAAUCUUCUUCGUUUCAAUCUCUCGUCAAGCAAUCACAGCGUGCCCGAUUGUUGUUCUCAGUAUCCGGAGCUUAUUUCUAUCAGGCGUGACAUCGUAGCAGAAACCAGUCGCUAUUGGUCGUGAACGCGAGCUUUAGUAUCGUACACUGUUCACCGUCCAAUGAAGAGUCAAGCCACGUCCCCUCGGUUCAUCACGCCUACCGGGGACGAGGCUGGUUCGUGACGGCGUGGUUCGCGUCAUCGCGACGUACCAAGCUUCCACCAGGUCCGGAGUUGAUCCCGAGGCCCAGUCAUCCGAAAACACUUAGUGGCGCAUCAGUGCAACGUCUGCCAAGUGGCAAGUCUAAAUAAUUGACCCCACCGUUCGUGCAAACAAUUUACAUCGGGCACACGUAAAUAACGGCCUCUUUCCUCCUUAUUGUGAUUACGCUUGGAAACGCGUGGCCGCCACACGAAUUCGUCCACGACGUGUGGGAACGGCCGAUGCAGCAAACAUAAACGGUAAAUACAGCGAAACUCGAUCGUGUUCGUAGUUGCGAUUGAUAGUGAGAGUGACAAGGACACUAUACGUACGAAAUUAUUGUUGGAAGACAUUAAAAAUUUUACGAAUCAUUUUUUCAAUUAUAUUUACCGUGGUACGAAAUACGUUGGAAUUGGAAUUCGUGAAAUUAUUGUGAUUAGAGUAGCAUAGAUUAUACAACUGUUUAGAUUUCUAAGGAUAUUUAUCUGCAGUGAGGUGAAUGGACUAUAGUUGUGAGUUUUAGAAUGUUCGCUACAGCGUGACGGCUGGUUUCGACGGAUUUCAUGGAUCAAACGGUAAUCGUCCCGUCGACUCCUCGCGGAAGCAACGUGGACAACGCGAGAGUCACGAUGAAGAACGAAAGUGACUCGAAUCUACAUAUCCAAGAUCAAUCUACCGUAGCUCAUUCCAAUUCCACAUCGGUGGUACCUCGAACCAAUUUGUCGAUGUCCAAUAGUCUGAACCAAGAUCAGAGUUUAGAUCCGUUGAUGUGUAACCCUGCCAGUACAGAGUUACCUAGGAAGCCUGGAGCGCGGCGCCAAGAGAAACCUCCGUACUCUUACAUAGCGCUGAUCGUAAUGGCGAUUCAGGCGAGUCCAGGAAAGAGAUUAACCCUUUCAGAGAUCUACUCGUUCCUACAGCAACAUUUUCCCUUUUUCCGUGGCGCUUAUCAAGGCUGGAAGAACUCAGUGCGCCAUAAUUUGAGCUUGAACGAGUGUUUUAUCAAGCUUCCAAAGGGUUUAGGAAGACCAGGUAAAGGUCACUACUGGACGAUCGAUCCUUCGACAGAGUAUAUGUUUGAAGAAGGAAGCUUUCGUCGACGACCACGAGGUUUCCGUCGCAAGUGCCAAGCCUUGAAGCCUCAGUAUCCUCAAUACUUUUCUGCGAGUGGUCCAGUAGGCGUCCAGACUCCCGGAUACGAAAAUUUAACACCUGGAGCCAUGGAAUACGCGAAUGGAUAUCAAAAUCAGUAUCAAAAUUAUCAAGAAUAUGCGAUGUACGCAGCACCUGGUGCCGCGGUCUCUGCUGAUUGGUCCUAUCCUGAGGCCACAUACAAGACACCGCCCAUAUCGGAAGUAACAUACAAGACGACGGAAGUCACAUACAAAACUGGAGAACCGUCUGUAUACAGAAACGGAGAAAUAGUAGCGUUUAAGAGCGAGCCUGGAUAUGCGGCGAGGAGUCAGGAGCAGUUGACGUACAGAGCUACGGACGGGUUCUCCGUGAAAGAUCAUCAACAGCAUCAUCCAGAGACGGUUUAUAAGGAGAAUGAAACUAUGAUGACCUAUAAGUGCCCGUCUAAUCCCGCACCGACUACUCAAGCACCUGGACAAGAUUACUACGUUGGUUACGGACUCGCCGGAGUCAACAAUACUGGAAGCAACGUGAACGUCGCUAUGCAGGGAAUCCCAGAACAGACAGGCAACAACAGUCCCGUAGGAAACGUCAGUUCGCCGCACAGUGGGUGCCAGACACCUGUAACGGAUAAUGGUAUAAAGAUGCAAUGCUCGAAUUCCAAUUCAAACAGUUCUGGAGGUGGACUCAUUGAUCGCAAACCAUCCUAUUUUGGUCAUCCGGCCGGAUCGGUUACUUUGAGCUCGUUAAGCUCUCUAAGCUCGCUUAACUUGAGCAAUAUCGGCAGCUUGAGUAGUGGCUUGAGUAUAUCAAAUAUACCUGGCACAGUUUCGUCGAACAUUCAUCAUACUGCCACAACACCGCCAACGUACUACGAUCAGAUCAAAUACAGUAUGUGAAACGUGUGACUAUCUGAAACAAAGAGGAACAACGUACUUUUUAUCAACGAUGUAACGUUAGUGUUGAUGAAAUUUCGAAACAGUGCGGUAAAACGAAUAUUUAACGAUAUUCACUAUUGAAACUCUAUUGCGAAUGAAAUCUAUUCGAGUGCAAAUGUAAAGUUUGUAAAGAAAAGAAGAAAUCUGUUUUUCAAACGAUCGCUUCGAUAACAGUGUAGAUUGAGAUCCUAUUUAUAUUUAUAAUUACGAAUAAAUGUUACUAAUUUAAGCCGUUCGCCGCGAAUCAAAGAUGUAGAAUUAAAGUACCCUUUGCUAUAAGAAGGAAAAAACAGUAGGAGAAAGUUCUAUGUUGCUUGAAUCACAUUUUGCCGCUUUUUCAUCUUGCUUAGUGGAUCGACGAUGAUACAUUGUGAUUUUGAAAUAGGUAUUUCUACGAAUUAAGACAAUCUAUAACUGCCGAUGAUGUAUCAGAGUGAGUUAAAUAUUAAUCACGUCAAACAAUGGUUUUGCGGUGACGAUAAAGGAUUUGUUGAUAGCAGCAAACUCUCUUUCCUAGUCCCUACUUCUCGUCCAUGAAUUCCGGCUCUUGUUAGCGUCAUCUUGCGUAACAACAUUAUGCUUUUUGUUAGCCCGUAUGACAAAUUGUUAUUAAAGUUUUUACGAUUUUCA
Bombus terrestris (buff-tailed bumblebee) is the source of this 2993-nucleotide messenger RNA. Its product is annotated as forkhead box protein A4-A-like. The record is from RefSeq and is a predicted model, not a curated record. The coding region runs from base 855 to 2324 and encodes 489 amino acids. The transcript is spliced from 2 exons. Gene Ontology annotation, molecular function: RNA polymerase II cis-regulatory region sequence-specific DNA binding; DNA-binding transcription factor activity, RNA polymerase II-specific. Gene Ontology annotation, biological process: animal organ morphogenesis; regulation of transcription by RNA polymerase II. Gene Ontology annotation, cellular component: nucleus. NCBI's taxonomy places the organism in Eukaryota, Metazoa, Arthropoda, Insecta, Hymenoptera, Apidae.